AUUGCUCGAUUCGACUUCUCUUCCUCACUUGUUUGGUUCCCGAGAAAAAUUUGUGUCCGAUCAAGUGUUUCGGAUCCCUUGCUUACUUCAUCAAUGGAUCUCACACUGAUCAGGCUCUGUGGUAUUUAAGUUUUUUAAGCUAGUGGGGGAUAUAGGAAGUGAUAGCGACUUGUAUAGCCAACUUUACUGUUUCUUCUGUUUGUUCAGUUCAUCGAUAUUCCAUUGAAUUCCCUACCGAAAGGUAGCGACUUUGAUGCAGACAGCAGUCUCCGUAAUCGUUUUUUUUAUGAUAUGAAAGCUAUGGUCAAUUGGGAUUUCUCAGUGGCUGAUUUGGCUCUGCGCUAUCCAUCUUCAUGAUAUAGUUCUUUGGAAUUGAAUUGAGCUUGUUCUUCAAACAGGAGAUGGAGCUCUCCCUCGUCGGCCUUCAGAAUGGCGGCAAGACUUCUCUUGUUAAUGCAAUUGCUGCUGGAAGUUAUAGCGAGGACAUGAUUCCUACAGUAGGAUUUAACAUGAGGAAAGUUACAAAGGGGAACGUCACGAUAAAGCUUUGGGACGUUGGAGGGCAACGCAGGUUCCGUACCACGUGGGAGCGCUAUUGCCGGGGUGUUUCUGCUAUUGUAUAUGUUGUUGAUGCUGCAGACAGAGACAGUGUUCCGAUAUCGCGGAAUGAGUUGCAUGAUCUGUUAGUAAAACCCUCUUUGAGCGGCAUUCCACUUCUUGUCCUCGGCAAUAAAAUCGACAAGUCAGAAGCUCUCUCUAAGCAAUCUUUGGUGGAUCAACUAGGCCUUGACACCAUCGGAGAUAGAGAAGUAUGCUGCUACAUGAUCUCGUGCAAGGACUCUGUAAACAUAGACGUUGUCAUCGACUGGCUCAUCAAUCACUCCACACCUGCAAAAUGAUCGAAAAGCUUCACUCUUUUGUUUCAGUCCAUUUGUUCUUAGGCUCUCGCUUUGCUUCUUGAUUCCUUGAUGUCGUUUUCUUGUCGGGAAUCAGCAGAAGUGGCAAGAUUAGGUUUCUGGGUCUUGCAGAAAGAUCCAUGGUUGAGUGUUAUAACUUAUAUUGCAGAGGUUCCACUA
This is a messenger RNA of Tarenaya hassleriana, 1076 nucleotides long. RefSeq names its product ADP-ribosylation factor-like protein 8B. The record is from RefSeq and is a predicted model, not a curated record. The coding region runs from base 402 to 899 and encodes 165 amino acids. Gene Ontology annotation, molecular function: GTPase activity; GTP binding. The transcript has 5 exons. NCBI's taxonomy places the organism in Eukaryota, Viridiplantae, Streptophyta, Magnoliopsida, Brassicales, Cleomaceae. Gene Ontology annotation, biological process: protein transport.